This is a messenger RNA of Priapulus caudatus, 827 nucleotides long. RefSeq names its product spliceosome-associated protein CWC15 homolog. Lineage: Eukaryota; Metazoa; Priapulida; Priapulimorpha; Priapulimorphida; Priapulidae. Gene Ontology annotation, cellular component: catalytic step 2 spliceosome. The record is from RefSeq and is a predicted model, not a curated record. The transcript is spliced from 7 exons. The coding region runs from base 87 to 740 and encodes 217 amino acids. Gene Ontology annotation, molecular function: RNA binding. Gene Ontology annotation, biological process: mRNA cis splicing, via spliceosome.
CUAUGGUAAGCCGUAACUACGUUUAAACAACAAGACCAAAAGAUCUAUAGAGGAAGCAAUUAUAGUGCAUACCUAUCUCAUAAAACAUGACAACUGCAGCACGACCAACAUUUGAACCAGCCAGAGGUGGUAGGGGGAAGAAUGAAGGGGAUCUAAGUGCUUUGUCGAAGCAGUAUUCCAGUCGAGAUCUACCAGGCCAAACACGGUUGAAAUACAGGGAAGAAGGUCAAGGGACACAGGAUGAGCUGCGUAGCAGAGACUUUCGCAGGGAGUUGGAGGAAAGGGAACACUCGUCUAGAGAAAAGAGAGGUUCAAGGGAUCCGAAAGACAAAGAUUCAAGCAAGAGACCAAGACUAGAUCAGAUUCCGGCUGCAAACUUGGACGCUGACGACCCAAUUGAUGACGAGGAUGAAGAUGUGGACUCUGAUGAGAGCGAUGAAGAUGAUACAGCCGAGCUGAUGGCUGAACUGAACAGGAUUAAAAAAGAGAGAGCAGCAGAGCAAUCCCGCAGAGAGCAAGACAAAAAGGCUGAAGAUGAGCGAAUACGGACAGAAAACAUACUUAGUGGCAAUCCACUUCUAAAUGCAACAAAGGGAGACUUUAAAGUAAAGCGAAGGUGGGAUGAUGAUGUUGUUUUUAAGAACUGCGCCAAGGGACUUGAAAAUAAGACAGGCAGGUUCGUCAAUGAUACGCUGCGCUCAGAAUUCCACAAAAAAUUCAUGGAUAAGUACAUCAAAUAAACAUACAAAUGAUAGUCCUUGCAUUCUUUAAUGUAUCUCUUCCAUAACUACCACAAAAUCCCUAAAUAUAUAAUAGAUUUAAAAGGA